AUGGUGAGUGUGUGGCUGACCAUGACUGCCGGUCAGUGGCUCUCAGGUGUGUGGCUUCUGCUGACCCUGCUGUGCUCUCUUCACUCUGUCGGAGUCUGCUCAGUGCUGCGAUACAGUCAAGAAGUAAGACUGGUGAAUGGCAGCAAGAGCUGUGAAGGCCGUCUAGAGAUUUUUUACAAUGAGACCUGGGGCACAGUGUGUGACGACAACUGGGACAUGGUGGAUGCCGGGAUGCGCCUGAGGCAUCUAAUGGUGAUCUUCGUCUCGUAA
Knipowitschia caucasica is the source of this 270-nucleotide messenger RNA. NCBI's taxonomy places the organism in Eukaryota, Metazoa, Chordata, Actinopteri, Gobiiformes, Gobiidae. The record is from the annotation of a GenBank genome assembly.